GUUCUGAGGUGCGCUCCAUUACCAAGUCACACCACCAGCAUCACAAUCGUCGUCGUCAUAUCUUAUCUUCUUAAUCGACCAUGGCUUACAGGGGCCAGGACCACGUCGUCCACGUUCACGACGGCGAUGUUGACGACGAAAGGGGCCUGUCUCCGAUCGGCGCGGGACACCAGGGCCAAUUGAGCGAGAGCUUCUACCACGAGGCCGCGGCUGCGUUGGGCAACAUCAACGCCGAUGGCGAUGGAUCGAGGCAGCCAGCUGCGAGCGCACAUGCAGCGGGCCUCAAUGCCUACCUGCCCACGCUUCUGCAAUCUCCCUACGACACUGCGAGCAGCCCGCUGUCCCAACAACAGGACCCGGCACCAUCAUACACGAGCCCGGCCGGAUACGAUUACGCGCGAGGCUAUGUCCAGCCGGGCGCCGAUGACGAGGAGGAAGCCGGCGUCUAUGGCUACGAGGACGAGGAUCAGAACGGGAAACCCUACCAAGGCUACGGGCAACAGGACUAUGCACAGUACGAGGAGGAGGAGAGGCAGUUUGGCAACUUUGCUGCCGAAGGCUAUGAGCAGUCGCCGUACGGGUAUGAAGGAGAGGAGAGAAGAUCCAGCCAAGAAACGUAUCUGGGCACAGGAGAAGACGACGUCGCUGGUCCGUCCGAGAAGGAGGCCAUCAUGUAUGGCUCCGACACGAUGCACUUUGGGCCAGCGCCAGCGCGAGGCGCCCAGCUUCGGCGGCAUAAGACAAAGAAGAACGUCAAAUUGACACAGGGUAACCUCGUUCUCGACUGUCCCGUGCCCACCAAGCUCCAGAGCUUCCUCUCGAGGAGAGGUGACGAUGAGUUCAUGCAGAUGCGGUACACGGCAGCCACCUGCGAACCCGACGACUUCUCACAAUCCAACUUCAGCCUUCGACCGGCACUCCUAAACCGGCACACCGAGAUCUUCAUCGCGAUCACCCUGUACAACGAAGACGAGGUGCUCUUUACGCGCACCUUGCACGGGGUCAUGAAGAACAUCGCACACCUCUGCUCGCGGCACAAGAGUCGCACCUGGGGCCCAGAGGGCUGGCGCAAGGUUGUCGUCGCCAUCAUUGCAGACGGUCGAAAGAAGAUUCAUCCCCGGGUGCUCGACGUUCUUGCCAGCCUGGGCAUUUACCAGGAGGGCGUGGCAAAGAACAGCGUCAAUGGCAAGGCAGUCGAGGCGCACAUCUACGAGUACACGACGCAGCUCUCCAUCGACUCCAAUCUGCAGUUCAAGGGUGCCGAGAGAGGUCUCGUGCCCAUGCAGGUCAUCUUCUGUCUCAAAGAGAGCAACAAGAAGAAGAUCAACUCCCACCGCUGGUUCUUCAACGCUUUUGGUCCCAUCAUUCAGCCCAAUGUAUGUGUCCUCAUCGACGCAGGGACAAGGCCAGAGAACAAGUCCAUCUACCACCUCUGGAAGACAUUCGACCUCAACUCUAACGUCGCUGGUGCCUGUGGCGAGAUCACAGCAGAUGUCAAGGGCAAGUGGGGCUUGGGACCGGCACUUCUGAAUCCUCUCGUGGCGGCGCAGAACUUCGAGUACAAGAUCAGCAACAUCCUUGACAAGACGACCGAGUCGGUCUUUGGCUACAUCUCCGUCUUGCCGGGUGCCUUUUCCGCCUACCGCUACAUUGCGCUGCAGAACAACGAGCUUGGUCAGGGACCUCUCGCCUCUUACUUCAAGGGAGAGACGAUGCAUGGCGCAGAGGCAGACGUCUUUACAAGUAACAUGUACCUUGCCGAAGAUCGUAUUCUCUGCUUCGAGCUGGCAGCCAAGAGGCAAGAAGGAUGGGUGUUGCGAUACGUCAAGAGCGCGAGAGGUGUCACCGACGUACCUGACCGGCUACCCGAAUUCAUCAGCCAGCGUCGUCGGUGGCUGAACGGCUCCUUCUUCGCUGGUGUCUACGCCUUGACGCACACGACGCAGUUCCUGUCCUCGGGCCACGGCGUCUGGCGCAAGGCUAUGCUCCUCGUCGAGUCACUCUACAGCUUCAUCAAUCUCGCAUUUGCCUGGUUCUCGCUCGCCAACUUCUACAUCUUCUUCCGCAUCUUGUCGCAGUCUCUCGAGGCGCCGUCGUUCCACCUGGGCAAGGGCAUCGCAGUAUGGAACACCGUCGUGCAGUACAUCUACCUGGGAACCACGAUUUCGUGCUUCAUCCUCUCGCUCGGCAACCGGCCCCAGGGCAGUCGGUGGAAGUAUUUCCUCGUCAGCUGCAUCUAUGCUGCGCUCACGCUCUUCAUGAUGAUUGCUGCCGUUCUGUGUCUCGUACAAGCCGUCAAGCACGCCGACCAUGACUCCAUCUACGCCCAGAUGAUCGUCAGUGUUCUGGCAACUUAUGGCGUGUACCUCCUCAGCUCCUUCAUCGCUCUCGACCCGCUGCAUCUCGUCACGAGCUUCUUCCAGUACCUCCUCUUUGUUCCUACCAUGGUCAACCUCGUAUCGUGCUACAGUUUCUGCAACCUCCACGACUUCAGCUGGGGCACAAAAGGUGCUACAGCCGAGCAAAACGACCUGGGCAUCGUCGUCUCGAGCGGGCAAGGAAUCGUCGAGGUCACACUGCCGACGAACCAGGCUGACAUUGACAGCCUGUACGACCAGUCGCUGCACAACCUCCGCACGCGGCCGAUGCUCUUCAAGGGCGAGGAAAAGCGCGAAGAGAAGGAGGCGCGGAGGAUGGACUACUACCGGAAUAUCCGAACUAAUGUCCUCCUGGCUUGGUGCUUGAGCAACGGCGUCCUGGCUGCCCUUAUCCUCUCGGGCGACACCCGGGGCACGUUUGAGCCCGGGUCUGGGACUACCAGGAGCAAGAUUUACAUGCUGCUGGUGCUUGUCUUUGUCGGUGCGCUCAGCUGCAUCAGGUUCAUUGGCAGCACAGCCUUUAUGGUCCACCGCGCCGUCGUUGGGUAGACCUCAUUCUCUUUUAUCGCUUUGCUUGUAUUCGUUAAAGGUUACAUUGAUGUAUGGACAAUUUUCUUCUCUCUUUCUCUCUCUCUCUUCUCCUCCCUCUAGGUGCAAUUCGCAAUGACUCUCUGCUCA
This is a messenger RNA of Acaromyces ingoldii, 3056 nucleotides long. RefSeq lists its product as hypothetical. The transcript has a single exon. Gene Ontology annotation, molecular function: chitin synthase activity. Gene Ontology annotation, cellular component: cell septum; cell periphery. Lineage: Eukaryota; Fungi; Basidiomycota; Exobasidiomycetes; Exobasidiales; Cryptobasidiaceae. The record is from RefSeq and is a predicted model, not a curated record. The coding region runs from base 81 to 2927 and encodes 948 amino acids.